AUGGGUUUUUUAGGAGUCUACAGGGCCGUCUAUGACUAUGUGCCCCAGGCUGAAGGCGAGCUUUCCAUCAACGACGGGGAUAUUCUCUACGUGCUCGAAAAGAAUGCCGAGGAUGAUUGGUGGAAAGCAAAGAAGAAGGCUAGUGCCGACGACGAAGAAGAGCCCGAAGGUCUCGUUCCGAAUAAUUAUGUAGAAGAGGCACAACCUGUCGCAAAGGCGCGCGCUUUGUUUGAAUACACUAGGCAAACAGACGAGGAACUCUCUUUCCCCGAGGACGCUGUUCUCGACGUCUACGACACGUCAGACCCUGACUGGAUUCUGGUCGGUCUAGAUGACGAUUAUGGCUUCGUACCAGCCAAUUACAUUGAAGUCGGCGAAGCAGAAGACACGGCGGCCCAACCUUCGCCGCCUCCAACGCUACCGGCACGAACAAGUUCUGCUAACGCAGUUACGGAAAGCUAUUCGGAGAGGCCGGAGUCUGCCUACAUGUCUGCCAACUCCAGUGACAACAAUCCCGCAGCGGCUCUGGCAGGUGUGAUGGCGGGUCGUUCUGCCCCCCCACCACGCGCUGCUACUCCCCCAAUGUCACCGCAGUCUCCGGCAUCAGAGCCAUCGGAUGAGGAGCCGGUCAGAAGCCCGGCUCUGCCCGCCCGUCCAAUCUCACAGGCCGCACCGGCACCCGCACCCGCGCCCGCACGAAUCCAAUCUCAACGGUCGAUAGAUACCCGCCUGUACGACCAAGAACCCGAAGUCGAAGAACCACCCUACCGUGCGCCUGGUGGGUUCCACAUGUACAAUAUCAACGAGAUGGUAUCCGUGAUGGGCAAGCGGAAAAAGAUGCCCACCACUCUGGGUAUCAACCUAGCAACUGGGAACAUAUUGAUUGCCCCAGAGCGUGCCCAGGAUGGUCCCUCUCAAGAAUGGACAGCCGAGAAGAUGACGCACUACUCUCGCGAGGGAAAGCACGUAUUUUUGGAGCUUGUCAGGCCGAGCAAAAGCGUGGACUUCCAUGCCGGAGCCAAAGAUACAGCUGAAGAGAUCGUGGGCGCUCUAGGCGAACUAGCAGGUGCCGUUAGAGCAGAGGGGCUUCGGGAGGUUAUUCUGGCCGGCUCGGGAAAGGCUCAGAAGAAAGGUCAAGUGCUAUACGACUUCAUGGCCCAAGGCGACGACGAGGUCACUGUUGCCAUCGGCGACGACGUCAUCAUAAUCGACGACACCAAGAGCGAAGAAUGGUGGCAAGUGCGGCGUGUUAAAAACGGCAAGGAGGGCGUCGUUCCGAGUAGCUACAUCGAGAUCACGGGCUCCAUCGCCGCGCCCACCAGCAAUACCGGAUUGAACGCGGCGAAGUCAACCGUCGAACAGAAUCGCUUGGAAGAAAUCAGGUUGACAAAGGAGGCUGUCAAAGCGGCUCAGAGGGACAGCUCACAGCAGGUAGGGCCAGGAAUGCCUCUACCAAAGCGAGGCAGUAGUCUUAUGGCAAGAGAAAAUGGUAAUAACUAUGGGCAGAGGAGUAAACGCGAAAACGGACGUGGCGAAGGCGGCAGUUCAGGCCGAUCUGGCAAGUCUAAGCCGGAUCCCGCCAAAGUUCGGACGUGGACGGAUCGAUCGAAGUCGUUCAGCGUCGACGCGCAAUUUCUUGGACUUAAGGACGGCAAAAUUAAUCUGCACAAGAUGAAUGGCGUCAAGAUCGCAGUCCCUGUGGCAAAAAUGUCAGUCGAGGACCUCGAAUACGUCGAACGCGCUACUGGCAUUUCACUGGACGAAGACAAGCCACUGUCGAAUGUCAAGAAAGCCAGGGCCUCACAAGCCAGAAAUUCGCCCCCAAUCGGAAUCGGUGCCUCAGUUGGACAACCGCAGAAGCCCGAGUACGAUUGGUUCCAGUUCUUCCUCACUUGCGACGUUGCCGUAGGCUUGUGCGAGCGAUAUGCGCAGGCCUUCGCCAAGGACUCGAUGGACGAAAGUGUACUCCCAGACGUUGACGCCGCGGUGCUUCGCAAUUUGGGUCUACGUGAAGGAGAUAUACUGAAAGUCAUGCGCACACUGGACCAGAAGUUUGGCCGAGUGAAGAACGGCGCUGACAAGGCAAAUGGAGAAGGCGACGGAGCUUCUGGCGGCCUCUUCUCCGGUCCUGGUGGAGCUCUUCGGAACAACACCAGGAAAGGCAGACCAGCACCGGCAGUUCAGACGAGUGAUGUUGUGGACCCCAAGGCAUUCGCUGCAAAGGGGGCUGGCUCGAGCGAAGAUGCCGAGUCUAAGUCGCCUGCCUCUGCGUCAACAUCGACGACCAAACCGGCCAGUGGUUUUGAUGAUGAUGCAUGGGACGUGAAGCCCGCAAAGCAAUCACAAGAGCCCCCUCAACCUGCUGCGGCUCCUACUCCGGCUCCAACUCAACCACCGGAGCAACCAACACCGCCUCAGCAAGUGCCUGCUCUCACAGGAUCAAUGCAGGAUUUAUCAAUGCUAUCGAAGCCUCUGGAGCCGCAACGGACAGCCCAGCCGCCGGCACCGAGCCCGGUCGUCAUCCAGCCACCGGCACCGGCGCAGGCACCUCAACCCACUGGAGCUACGCCUUCAUUCUUUGAUACCAUCAGGCCAAACUCUACAGGCUUGCCCCAGCAAGCUGCACAACGGCAAAGGCCGGUUCCGCCUCCGUCCAUGGCGACCACUGGCUCGCUGAUGCUUCCACCGCCGUCGAGACCGCUGUCAGCACCUCAGUCUGCUCAGCAGAGCGCCUUUGCGCCGCCGCCGUUGAUGCCCCAGAUGACCGGCUUCCAGACUCAGGUGGCACCGCCAGGGCAAAGCAUGAAUGACAUAAAUCAAGCACGUUUGCAGCAGCAAUAUACCAUGCAGCAGCAGCAGCAGCAGCAAAUGCCACAACAGCAGAUGAACGCCUAUCCCGUGCCUCAGCAGCAACCAGUACCAGGUGUGAUGGGCUUCAACUCCGGCAUGCAGCAGACUGGUGGACAGUUUAUGCAGUCGAUGCAGCAGCCUAUGAUGACAGGUGCGCCUGCUCAAAGCCCUUUCGCGGAUCCGCAAAGGCAAAGCCAGUUCUCUCCGAUGCAGGCGCAACCUACUGGCUUCCCUGGUCAGUUCGGUCAGCUUCAGGGCUUCAAUGCGCAACCCACCGGAAGUAUCAACUCAUUCUUACCCCCUGCCAUGGAGCCGCAAAGAACCGGCAUGCCGGGCUUCCAGCCGCAGCAAACUGGCAUGGGAGGAUUCAACAAUAUGGGCGGUGCCGGGCUUCAAGCACCGGUGCAGCCUUUACAGCCUCAGAAGACAGGACCUCCUCCGCCGGUUCGCUUCGGUGUUACAGGAGACGCAAAGAAGUUGAUGCCGCAGGCUACAGGCCGGCGGGCCAAUCUCUCCCAAGCAACUCCCAACAAUCCCUUCGGUUUCUAA
This is a messenger RNA of Colletotrichum godetiae, 3399 nucleotides long. RefSeq lists its product as uncharacterized. NCBI's taxonomy places the organism in Eukaryota, Fungi, Ascomycota, Sordariomycetes, Glomerellales, Glomerellaceae. The transcript is spliced from 4 exons. Gene Ontology annotation, molecular function: identical protein binding; cytoskeletal protein binding; ubiquitin binding. The record is from RefSeq and is a predicted model, not a curated record. Bases 1 to 3399 code for a protein of 1132 amino acids.